Molecule: messenger RNA, 744 nt
Organism: Benincasa hispida (wax gourd)
Lineage: Eukaryota; Viridiplantae; Streptophyta; Magnoliopsida; Cucurbitales; Cucurbitaceae
Source: RefSeq, a predicted model, not a curated record
AUGGAUCCAACUAUAGCAGAGAAUUGGAUAACAUCAAUAGAAACUAUUUUCCGCCACAUGAACAUCCCAGAAGAACAGAAAGUAAAUUGUGUCACCUUCAUGUUAAGAGGUGAUGCAAAGUUCUUGUGGGAAUCCACACAAAGAACAAUUAAAGGUUCAGUCACAUGGCAGCAAUUCAAUCAAGUUUUUUACAACAAGUAUUUUCCUUUGACAGUGAGAUAUCAAAAGGAAGUGGAAUUUCUUAAUCUUUGUCAAGAGAACAUGUCGAUGGCAGAGUAUGAAUGGAAAUUUGAGCGCUUGUCCCACUUUGUCCCUCGACUAGUGGACACAGAAGAGAAGAAGGUGGAAAGGUUUAUUUGGGGAUUAAGAGAAGGCAUUCGAGGCAUUGUUACUACUUUCCAACAUAUAGAGUAUGCUCUUGCCCUCGAGUCGGCCUUACUCAUGGAAGUAAAUCUUGCUGUCAAAACCUCAACUUCUGAACAAGGAUUCAUUCCAAAUCAAAAAAGGAAAUUCACCCAACAAGACUCUCAAUGUUCACAACGGAAAGUAAAAAUUUUCCAAAGCACUCAGGGCAUACAGUCACAACAGAAGAGUCAAACAUUCACAUAUCCUAAGUGCAGAAAUUAUGAAAAACACUAUCAGGGUCAAUGUCUUCAGAACUUAAAGGUGUGUUUCAAUUGCGGCCAGACGGGUCACUAUGCAAAGGCUUGCAGAAAGCUCAUCAACCAAGUAUUAACUGCUUAG